GGGGAUAUUUGCAAGAAAGACCGAUAUAUACAUUCUGGACUGUUUUCGUGUCUGUGAGACUUGAUGACAUCGGAACUCCUCGACUGUUUCGCGUGUGGCUUGUUGCGGGUCCCGAUCGAAUGGAUCGUUUCCCUCGCGAUCGCGUUCUACGAGAAUUGCUUCGAGAAAAUCGACGGUAGCUUCGUAAACAUGCGACUGCCCGCGUUUGGGAAAAAAUCCGCAAAUCCGGAUGAAGAAACCGGAUCAAAAGGCGACGGGUCACGAUGCGCCCGCGGCGAGUCUGAAAAGUCUCGCCAGAAGAUCCGUGAGGGUGUACGGAACCGAAUUUACUCCAAGACAAUAAUCCUCCCUGUGAUCGCGCGACACCCCUCCAAAGAAAUUGUGAUAUUCAAGGGCUCGCCAAGGGACAUGUCUCAGGUACCUCUGAUCGCGAACGAAGAAAACCAACGACCCACGGAAUCUUCGACCAACAUGGUGGUGCUCGAGGCCGGUCUACCUGGUGACACAUGGAGGUACUGCGUAGAAAGGGAACGUCUCGCGUCAAGAUCGGAAUGGUUCCGAGCGAUGCUGUUCGGUCCACUGGCCCCGGCAGCUACCGAUCCACCGCCAUCGGUACGACUCCAACACGUGGAAAAGCGUGCUUUCGAUUAUCUGUUCAGAUAUCUUCUCGACGAGCCGAUACAUUUCCAAUCGGUGUCGACGGCCAGAGCCACCCUCGACGCUGCCCAUCAGUACCUUUGCCCGGAAUUGUCACGCCUGGCUGUCGAGUACCUGGAGAGGAACUUGAACGCGGGCACUGUCCUGGAGAUCUACCAAGGUCUCAACCUCUACGCGAAUCACGCGACUUCCGGCCUCUCGAGGUCGCCUAACUCGCCUUCCGCGCCGCCACCCCCCGGAGACGACGCUGGUGAAAUAGCCGCGGUCUGUACGCGACUGUUGGACGCCUGUCUGGACAUAAUCGACGCGGAGCCGGAAGUGGUCUUCGGCCAGGAGCGUUUCGAGGAGCUGAGCGUCGCGGAAGUGGAGGAACUGGCGUGUCGCGAUAGUCUGAGGCUGACCAACGAGUCUGUCCUGUUCCACGCGUUGGACAGGUGCGCUGCAUCGGAGUGCAGAAGAGCAGGCGUGGAACCAUCGGCCAGCAACAAGAGAGCAACUCUAUCGGACGAAGUCUGGUACAGCGUUCGGUACCCUUUGAUGACGGACAGAGAGUUCAUCGAGGGACCAAUGGCCAGCGGCGUACUCUCCAGCGAAGAGUCCGCCUUCAUCGUUGCUAGGAUUCUUGGACACACUCAAAGUCGCGACGGAAACGAGCUUCGAGGAUCGAUCGCUGGUCCACUGUCCAGACUCUCGAGCGCCCCGAGAAUCGGUGUACCGUGUUACGAGAACCAAAGUUACACGAUGUCCGGUAAAAAGGAGCGACAGGACAACCGGAAGAACAGGAGGAAGGAGUGCGCGAGCCAAGGGCAGAAAACCUGCGCGAGAAUCGGCAACUGUCUCGUCCGUGUUCUCGCCUGUGUUUUCGACUGAACAAGCUUUUAACAAGAAGCAAAAACCAAAAGAUUAAAGAGAGGAACGAAAUUCCUGAAUCUCAUCCGCAGGAAAACAGAUUUUUAUUACGGUUUUUCUAUAGAUGCCUUCGUAUCGAGAUCGAAGCGCCUACCACGAUUUUAUUACUCGAUAAAUAAUUUUAUUUUUCUCCCGUCACCGUUAAAUACAUAUAGUAUAUAUAUAUAUAUAUUAGAUACAAUUCUUUUUUUUAAGCGUUCAAUUUUUCUACAAACACCUAUGUACGCUUCACACGCUGCCAUAUCGUUCGAGAUUCUUUCUUGGCGGCCAUUUGCUUUUUUUCGUUCGAGACUACGGCGACAGGGACGGGGAAACGUUUCACGGUGUUUAUUUUGUAAAAAUUAUAGAGAUUUAAAAUAUUUGUACAAUAUUUUAAUAAUAGGUGUUUUGAAAUUGAUUUGUUUCUGUAAAUUAUGCAAGCAUAAUUUGCUUUUUUUCAUUCGAGAUUAUGGCGAUAGGGACGGGGAAACGUUUCACGGUGUUUAUUUUGUAAAAAUUAUAGAGAUUUCAAAUAUUUGUACAAUAUUUUAAUAAUAGGUGUUUUGAAAUUGAUUUGUUUCUGUAAAUUAUGCAAGCAUAAUUUGCUUUUUUUCAUUCGAGAUUAUGGCGAUAGGGACGGGGAAACGUUUCACGGUGUUUAUUUUGUAAAAAUUAUAGAGAUUUCAAAUAUUUGUACAAUAUUUUAAUAAUAGGUGUUUUGAAAUUGAUUUGUUUCUGUAAAUUAUGCAAGCAUAAUUUGCUUUUUUUCAUUCGAGAUUAUGGCGAUAGGGACGGGGAAACGUUUCACGGUGUUUAUUUUGUAAAAAUUAUAGAGAUUUCAAAUAUUUGUACAAUAUUUUAAUAAUAGGUGUUUUGAAAUUGAUUUGUUUCUGUAAAUUAUGCAAGCAUAAUUUGCUCUUUUUCGAAUAUUCGAGACUCAGGCGACAGAGACAGGGAAACGUUUCAAAAUGUUUAUUUUAUAAAAAUUCUAAAGAUGUAAAAUAUUAUAAUAAUGGGUAUUUGAAAUUGAUUUGUAGUGUUUCUGUAAAUUAUGCAAGCAUAAUUUGCUUUUUUUCGAAUAUUCGAGACUCAGGCGACAGGGAUGGGGAAACAUUUCAUGAUGUCUAUUUUUUAUAAAAAUUCUAAAGAUUUAAAAUAUUUGUAUAAUAUUCUAACAAUUUGUAUUUGAAAUUGAUUCGUUUCUGUAAAUUAUGCAAGCAUAAUUUGCUUUUUUUCGAACUAUUCAAGACUAUGGCGACAGUUUCACGAUGAUUAUUUUAUAAAAAUUCUAAAAAUUUAAAAUAUUUUAAUAACGGGUAUUUGAAAUUGAUUUGUAGUGUUUCUGUAAAUUUUGCAAGCAUAAUUUGCUUUUUUUCGAACUAUUCAAGACUAUGGCGACAGUUUCACGAUGAUUAUUUUAUAAAAAUUCUAAAAAUUUAAAAUAUUUUAAUAACUAGUAUUCGAAAUUGAUUCUUUUCUGUAAAUUAUGCAACCAUAAUUCGAAGGUUUCCCGUGUCUCUAGUCACAGAAAGAGCUGCAAGAGGCUGAGACGUUCACUUACGCGUUUUGUAAUGUCUUUUAUUUCUCGAAAGGUUAAGAGCUUUCACGUACGACGUUCCUCCGCGUGUAAAAAUGUUUCUCAGGGAAGAUUUUUCUUUUUUUAAAUCAAUUACAAAGUUACGAGUGUUUUACGGGUGUUUUAUCAGCAGUUUUUUCUACCCAGAGUGCUUUAUCGUUUACAAAUUUCGUUAUCGAGAUCUAUUUGUUCAUUGAACCUCGAUGCCCCAAUUGGUUUCGGUGUUGAUAAUAGCUUUGGACUUUUGAAUCUUAAUCCCACAGAUUACCGCGAUCGUUAUCGUUUUCGAUCGACGAAGCAUCGAUAUUCUCGGGGAAGAUUUCUUUUUUUUUAAAUCAAUUACAAAGUUACCAGUGUUUUACGGGUGUUUUAUCAGCAGUUCUUCUAUACAGAGUGCUUUAUCGUUUACAAAAUUUCGUUAUCGAGAUCUAUUUGUGCAUUGAACCUCGAGGCCCCAAUUGGUUUCGGUGUUUUAAGAUAAUAGCUUUGGACUUUUGAAUCUUAAUCCCACAGAUUACUACGAUCGUUAUCGUUUCCGAUCGAUACGCUUUUGGAAGACCGAUAUUUUUAAAUUGGACAAAUUUUUAGUGUCUUUUUAUUUAUCGAUUCCCCGAGAAACAUUCAAGUAUUUAUAAUUCUAUGUAUUGACGAUCGAAGACUAAAAAUUUCACGCGGGACGAGACAUACAUACAUACGUCGUUUCUACACUAAUUUUUCGACAAAAAAAAAAACAAAAAAAAGUCGAAAUCCCGUCUGGAAUUUUUCGAGUUUCGAUCGCCAUUAUUUACCACGUAUCCUGUUAUACGUUACUGCGGUUUAAUCGCUACGUUCGUUGUGUUCAUAGUUGUUGUUCAGAGUAUAUAGCGUUUAAAUUUAUGAGUUACAAGCGUGGAACCAUGGCUGGUCCGUGUGACUGUGUUCAACAACGAAGACUACUCGCGCGAACUUUUCCACGAAACGUACGAUCGUGAAUAAUUCUCCCGCAACGUUCAUCGUCAUUUUUGUUCGCGAUUUUUCGCCUCCAACGCGACGCGAACGUGUAAACAUUCUCUAAACUAAAAAGUCGAACGAGUACGCGAUUUGAAUUUGGCGCGCUCGACUUCAACAUGGGAAUUAAAAUGGCGAAAGUCGAAGGAAUGUAGAGACCGGUCGAUUCUUUGAUUCUCUUCGACUCGCGGGCAUUCUCAUUCUCAGGAGCCUCGAUUAUUCCUUCUGUCAAUCGAAGAUACGAAGAUGUUUACGAAAGAUUGCGAUGUGGGAAAGGAAAUUGCGAAAUUGAAUGUUAUUCUUUUUUCUCGCGACUUGGCACGACCUUCUCGAGCAAACGGAUAUAUUUUUAGAGAAUUCGAUAAGACGAACAAUGCUAAAAAUCAAGCUACGAUCGUGAAUAAUUAUAAUUAGUCUACGGAUGUUUAUGCAUUUAUGGGAAAUUUUAAUC
Colletes gigas is the source of this 4559-nucleotide messenger RNA. It is a transcript of the gene axed, whose product is annotated as BTB/POZ domain-containing protein 6-B-like. Bases 64 to 1527 code for a protein of 487 amino acids. Lineage: Eukaryota; Metazoa; Arthropoda; Insecta; Hymenoptera; Colletidae. The transcript is spliced from 6 exons. The record is from RefSeq and is a predicted model, not a curated record. Gene Ontology annotation, molecular function: protein binding. Gene Ontology annotation, biological process: neurogenesis. Gene Ontology annotation, cellular component: cytosol.